Molecule: messenger RNA, 921 nt
Organism: Hirsutella rhossiliensis
Lineage: Eukaryota; Fungi; Ascomycota; Sordariomycetes; Hypocreales; Ophiocordycipitaceae
Product: GIY-YIG catalytic domain-containing protein
Exons: 2
Coding region: 1-921 (306 amino acids)
Biological process (GO): double-strand break repair via homologous recombination
Cellular component (GO): Slx1-Slx4 complex
Molecular function (GO): 5'-flap endonuclease activity; crossover junction DNA endonuclease activity
Source: RefSeq, a predicted model, not a curated record
AUGGCCCCGAAGCCGCUGCCUGCUUUCUAUACAGUGUACGUCUUGCGUUCUACCGUUAGGCACGCAUCACUCUACAUCGGCUCCACUCCCAACCCGCCGCGAAGGCUGAAGCAACACAAUGGCGCGGCCAAGGGCGGCGCCGCGCGCACCUCGCGACAGAGCUUGCGGCCGUGGGAAAUGAUUGUUUUGGUCUCGGGGUUCCCCAGCAUGGUUGCGGCGCUCAAAUUUGAAUGGGCGCUCACGAACCCGCAUCUUUCGCUGCACAUCCCCGAGGAAUCGCGUCUGGCCAUGUCGACGCAGCGCAAGAGGAAUGGCAAGCCGAAGAGACCGGCCCAUAGCCUCAAGUCUGUCAUGUCGAACUUGCAUCUGCUUACGGUUGUCCCGAGCUUUGCACGGUGGCCGCUGAAGCUGCAUUUUCUCGCACGAGAGGCCUAUGCAGCGUGGGAGAAGUGGACCCAGUCCUCGUCAUGCCCUCGCCGGCCAGGCCUGAUGAUCAUGACGGAUUUCGAUGCGUCUGCAAAUGUCGACGAGGAUGCGGCGAAUGGCAUUCAUGCAUUGCCGCUCGACUACCAACCGUUGAAGGACUACGUCCAAAAGGCUUACGACGUUGUCUCGUUUGAGCGCGAAGGGGACUGUUUGCACUGCGGCGAAGAGCUGGAGUCUGGGAGGGGACUGCACGCAAUGUGUCCCAAUGAGGAGUGUACGGGCAUGGGACACCUCGACUGCUGGAGCCGGCAUGCUCUCAAGGGCGACGACGACAUGCACGUGAUGCCGGACGUCUGCAAAUGUCCAUCGUGCGGGGGAGACGUGCGGUGGGGAGACAUGGUCAAAGAGCUGAGCCUUCGCGUCCGCGGCGCAAGAGAAGUCGAAAGGCUCUUGAAGAAGAAGAGGGCGAAGAAGGACAAGGCGGAGACGAGUUGA